CAAAGGUCUUAAAGAUUCCCUCAGGGAGUGAGGUCCCCACGCGGGUCUGGUGCAGAAGCCGAAGCAGAGGGCUGGGAGGUAUUGUUCCCCCCUGUCACAGGGGAUGCACGCACCCGCCCGGCCCCUCCGUCCCUCCGCAGAAGGCAAAACUGCGUGACGAGGAGGCUGGAAAUGCCGAUAAAGCCCGGGCACGCUCUGCUCCGACCGCUGCUUGGCUUCUGGGCUCGCUGCGAGCGCUGCCCGCCGUGAGAUGCUAGAUGAAAACCACCACCUAAUACAAUGUAUUAUGGAUUACCAGAGCAAGGGGAAAACUGCAGAAUGUACUCAAUACCAACAAAUCUUGCACAGAAACCUCGUUUACUUGGCAACAAUAGCAGAUUCUAACCAGAAUAUGCAGUCCUUGCUUCCUGCUCCUCCAACGCAAAACAUAAACUUGGGCCCAGGAGGAAUGACUCAGAGUGCAUCCAACCAAUCUCUCCAUUCACAGAGCAAUCUCAGUGAUGCAAUUGGGACGGGCCUUCCUCCUUCCUCCCUCAUGCAGAGUCAGAUUAGCAAUGGUCCUAAUCACGUGUCUAUGCAGCAGUCAGGCCAGAACACUAUGCCCACAACCUCUCUGAGUAUGACUGUCAGCAGUCAUGGAACUGGGCCUGGUUAUAGCCAUACAGUGCCUGCAUCUCAGAAUGUGCCAAUGCAAGGCCAGGGGUCAAUAGGCAAUUAUGUCUCUCGAACAAACAUCAACAUGCAGUCUAAUCCAGUCUCCAUGAUGCACCAGCAAGCAGCAACGUCGCAUUACAACUCGGCGCAAGGAGGGAGCCAGCACUACCAGGGCCAGUCCUCCAUUGCCAUGAUGAGUCAGAGCAACCAGGGCAACAGUAUGAUGGGGCAGCGACCGAUGGGCCCCUACAGAGCUUCACAGCAAGGUUCCUCACAGCAGUACAUGGGUCAGGAAGAAUAUUACAGCGAACAGUACAGUCAUGGACAAGGCUCGUCAGAACCUAUGAAUCAGCAGUAUUAUCCAGAUGGACAUGGUGAUUAUGCCUAUCAGCAGUCAUCCUAUACAGAGCAGAGCUAUGACAGGUCAUUUGAUGACUCUACACAGCACUAUUAUGAAGGAGGAAAUUCUCAGUACAGCCAGCAGCAGGCAGGAUACCAACAGGGAGCUGCACAACAGCAAACAUAUUCCCAGCAGCAAUACCCGAAUCAACAAAGUUACCCAGGACAACAGCAAGGAUAUGGUCCUGCACAAGGAGCAUCUUCACAGUAUUCCAGCUACCAACAGGGACAGGGGCAGCAAUAUGGAAGUUACAGAACUUCUCAGACAGGACCAUCCGCUCAGCAACAGAGGCCUUAUGGCUACGAGCAGGGACAAUAUGGAAAUUAUCAGCAAUAAAAGAAUAUGAUCCUGUGUCAGAUUCAUUUCAAUAGUAUAUCCAUCUUUUGAACUGGAUGUACCGACAGUUUUGAUUAAUUGUAAUAUGUUGGUUACCCCUUAGCACAAAGCAGCGUCUGUAUGUGAACAGUGUUCAUUUCAUGCUGGAUAUGAAGCAGUGCACUACUGGUAACAAGACAAUGCUUUAAUGGUUUGAUAUUUGGUGCUGUGUAUAGUACUGUAUGUUGAUACAAUGCAGAAGUUUUUAAUUUCCCCCCCAUUCUUGAUGUUUCUAAAUAGCUUUAGGAUCAUUUGAUCACAGUUGUGCCCCGUUCUGGAAGACAGCCAGGCUGUUCGGCGUUCUGGCUAAAUACAAAGCCAUUCAGUCAUAUCUCAGCCCGGGGAAGUAUCCUACAGUAGGUCAUUGAUCUUUUUUUAAAUAAUUCCAUUACAGAUUACCUGCCAGCUGCUGAAAUCCAUGGCUCUUAACUUUACUUCUUAAGAAUAAUGGGGAGGUUACAUUCCUUAUGUGAAGACAGUUUCAUGCUAUAUGAUAAAAGUAAGACUAAUUGCAAUUUCUGCAAUACCUACCAGAGCGAACUACCCAAGUCUUAGAAUUCAGUAAUCUUCGUAAACCCAUGUUUUUAUUGUAAACGGUACAGAAAGAUGAUCAAAACCUAUAUUCAAAGAUACGUUAAUCACUAGGGCCACAUUUUAUAUAUGCAUAUCUAUAAACUAAGAUGUUUCUAUUAUGGAAAGAAAAAUAGAAGGGAGCUCUGAGAUCUACAGUGUCAGCCUACUAGAUGUCAAUAUUGCUUCUUAUUGUGCUUAGCUGAGAAAAACAUCUGGCAAAAUUCCGGUCUUAAAUAUGCUACUCCAGUUUUUAUAACUUGCUUAUAUACAUUUUCAUGCCAAAUUUCACAGGCAGGUGGCUGGCAUCCUCCUUUAUUUCUGAUUCUCCCAUAGCCCUUGCUCAGAUUUUCCAGCAAGCAUUAUAACCAUAAAUAUUGUCAAUUUUAUGGUUGACUGUUCUUACAGCUUACCAUCACAUUCAUUUUUCUCUUGUACCGUGACAGAAAUAGUUCAUAAGAAAAAAGAAAAAUCCUUUUUAUUUUUUUUCCCCCAAAAAGCAACUAAUUUCAGCUUUAAUUGUGAAACAAUAUACAUAUAGAGAGGAGAAUUGUUAAUGGGGUCAACCAGUGAGAAAAUACCUAUAGAGGGAGGUUUUAGAAAUAUGAACUAGUGGUAUGUAAAAGCCAGUAUAAACAAUUGAAGUCACUUCUGUUUUUAUAUGUCCUUAUAAAGUGUUGACUAAAGCACUUAUAAAGUGCUUAUAUAACUGCUGAAUGAAGUAACAUGUCUGAACUUCUCUGUGGCAAAAGGCUAGGAUGAUUAUAGUCCAUGAGCAAUUUUGAAUAGGAGAUUAACUGAAAAUUUACAAUAUAGAGUAAAUUUACCCUAUGUUGUAGGAUGUUCUCCUUUCAUUUGUCUAAACCGGUGUAUUUAUGGGAUUUUGAGUUUUGGUACUUCGUAUUUGGAAAAACCAAGACCACAAGUAAAAUAAAAAAACCUCUCACUUCAUUACUUUUUUUCCUGUAGAGGAAAAUCUUUUAACUGGACAGCUAAAGAUCAGUGUUGCUAUCAAAUGUGACAGCUAUCAAAUGUCCAAGCACUGCCCUUGCAACAUUAACAUUUUUAAUAACUGAUAAAACAGAAGAUAUUUCUGGUCAGUCCUCAUUUCUCUCAUCUUUCCUGCUGGUGUUUUCAUACAAAUAAGUACUCUCAAAUAUCAAGGAACGGAAAGGAAAUAAGAUCGUUUUCGUUACAAUAUGUUAAUAUUACAGGUAGCCAGAAGAAUGCAAUAUUGCUCUUUGCCAGCUUGGAAAUAUGCCUUUUUAUGUGGUUUUUGAAAGUGCUGAAAUACUUUUGAGAGAAUACGAUCAACACUUAAAAUGAAACAGCAACAUUACAUCAAUCUGAAAUGUCUUACAUUAAGAACUUCUUGAAUGUUGUGUAUAUAAUGUAUUUGAAAGAGCACUUUGGAAAUAGUUUGUACAUUUAUUUCCUAAUUUAUACAUGAUUUUGGUGUUAAUAUUUCUAAUUGUUAAUAACAAAACGUUUAUUUAAUGUGUUGUUCAUUUUUAUGUGUCAAUGUGGAAACAAAGUGAUGCCAGCAUUUUGACUUCUCCCAUUAACUGUAUCAUUUUCUGUUUUGUAAUACAGAAUGCUUGACAAUUGUUUAGGUUAAAAAUUAUCUGGAAAUGAAGUUGGUGGUGCUUUUCUUACGACACAGACUUUUUGAGUGGAAACAACAAAGGGAGAUGCCUUGGGGUCGCACCCACUAGGUGCGCCCAGAGGUUGUCCCAGCUCCAAUGCUGAGGGCGAUGGGUGGGUGCCUAAUUAAAGCCCAAUUAACGAUGCGUGAGGCGAGGCGAGGCGGCUGACAGACUCAAGGGGACCCCCGAGGCAGACAGCGACGCCCGGCGGCACCCUCACGGGCGUGAGGUCGGUGUCGCGGGCUUGUUGUGAGAGCAGCGGCCUCCGAGGCGGGGCUGAGGGGAGGUGGCGGGCGGCACCUUCCCGCCCUUCCCC
Molecule: messenger RNA, 3961 nt
Organism: Cygnus olor (mute swan)
Lineage: Eukaryota; Metazoa; Chordata; Aves; Anseriformes; Anatidae
Gene: SS18L1
Product: SS18L1 subunit of BAF chromatin remodeling complex
Exons: 11
Coding region: 251-1390 (379 amino acids)
Biological process (GO): positive regulation of transcription by RNA polymerase II; positive regulation of dendrite morphogenesis
Cellular component (GO): nucleus
Molecular function (GO): transcription coactivator activity
Source: RefSeq, a predicted model, not a curated record